GAACGGCUUCGGCAACUCUCGCCUGUUCCCGAACAGGUGAGCACCACCCCCGUCAACCCCCGUAGCAGCCUCAGUUUGCCGCCAGUCACGAUGCAGUACGGAGUGUUGUUGGUCGUUGUCCUCUACGUCGGCGGAAUCUGGGCUGACGAUGUUGCCUCUCUCAGGGCGGACAUCGAGCAGCUCAAGGUGACCAGAGAGCAGAACAAACAGCUCGCCCAGGAGUUAGCACAGCUCAGAAAUGAGCUGGCCGAACUCCGAGAACGGACGAGACAGGAGAAAAACGCCGAGAUGCGAACAAGUUGGCUGGAAAGCAGCGUCUCCGAGGCACGGGGGCAGGUUUCCGAACUAGGUGCAGCUUUGGAAGCCGUCACAUCCCAGCUUUCAACCCUCAGGUCCGAAGUCAAGUCAAACGCUGCGGCAAUCGAAUCUCUUCAAAAGAUGGCGUCUUCGCGGAAGAAGACCUACGAGCACAGAGAGUUACCUCCAGUGAAGAGAGAGGUCGAAAGCAGGCACAGACACGGUCGUGGCCAACUAAGAGCGGAAGUCGCAGCUCUGGCCGAACAGGAAGCGAAAACGGAAGACGAAGUAGUGAGCCUCAACUCCAGGCUCGACAUGCUUGAGACCAACUCCAGCUUGGAGAAGAUUCAUGGAUCAGUUCUUGAACUGCUGGAGUCACUGGAAGCUCUGGAAACAAGGGUAGACAAUAGCCUGCCGGCUAUGAGGAAGGAGAUCUCGCGGUCCGAGCUUGAUCUUGCCAGGGUGGCACAAGACGUUGCUUUGCUCAAAGAGGAACAGAAAAGUCAGAAGAUGACAGUACAAGCUCUGAGUUCCAGUAUGUCAUCGAUGCAAGAAAAAGUGAGUUCUGUAAAAAUGAUGAAGUUCAAACACCAGAAAGUAAAGCCUGGUGAUAAUCCAACUGAGGUGGUGUCUAAACUGAACGAAAUUAUCUCUGAGUAUGAAGACAACCUUCAAGCACUUUCUCACGAUUGUCGAGGAAGUGAUGGCCUCAGCUUGCAGAUGAUCAGCCUUGGUGGAAGGCCACGCCUUGUCGCCUGUGAAUCCGGAUGGACCGUUGUCCAGAGGAGGAAAGACGGAUCGGUCCAGUUCAACAGGCUUUGGGAAGAGUACGCAAUUGGAUUCGGCACACCUAAAAGUGAGUUCUGGAUCGGAAACGAGGCGCUCCACCUCCUGACAGUCGCCAACAGGAGCCGACUCCGCGUGGAGAUGGUGGACAUCUACGGAAAGCAUUGGCUGGCAGAGUACUCCCAGUUCCACGUCGGCUCCCGGGAAGAGGGCUUUCCACUCACUGUCUCGGGAUUCUCCGGUAACGCUAGCGACGCCCUCGCUUACCAGAACGGGAUGCAGUUCAGUGCCAAAGAUUCCGACCGCGACGUCUCCAACACCCACUGCGCCGAGAAUUACGAAGGCGGAUGGUGGUUCUCCCAUUGCCAACACGCCAACCUCAACGGCAGAUACAACCUGGGAUUGACUUGGUUCCAUGCGGCCAAAAACGAGUGGAUUGCCGUCGCUGAGUCCGUGAUGAAAGUGAAAACUGAAUGAGCCCCUGUAAUCUCUUAGCUCCCCCACCAAACAUAAUGUCUGUCCUGUACUUCCAGGAACAUGCGGCGAAUAUGUGCUUUUCAGCUUUAUUAUUAACACUUCUGGAGCUGGUGGUGUAUUUGCAAAUCUGCUGUCAAGAUAGAAUGACCUGUAAUUGAAAUCCUCUCAGUAAUUCUUUUCUACUUUCCAUGGAACUCAUUUAAUUUUUUUAUUGAAUUUUACUAUUCAAUGAUGUCAGUUUUAACAAAUACCAAAAAAUUUAUUAAAAUGGUUUCCUAGUCAUUGGGUCCGGAUUAUGGAUCUGUAAAAAUGCUGCCAAAUAACUCUUGUGUAGCCGAAAACGAGGAAAAAAAAUCUAUUUCUAUUAUUUAAUCCAAAUGGAUGAAAACAAAUUGUGUUCAAUAUAAUCUACAAUUAAUCAAAGCUAAAUUAUAUUUUUCCUCAUUGCCGAAUAUAUUAUAUGUUUUGCUUGAGCAGAGGAAAGCACCAUAAAUAAUUUUAUGACACUAAACAUUUAUUGAACCAAAUACUACAACAUAUAUAUGAGCCCCUUCCGUUUAAUGAGUUAAGCAAAUUAAUUUAAUAAGAAUUUGAACAUAAUUUUAGUUUGAAUGUAUUUGUAUGUUCUAUUACCAACAUCAUUUAUAAUUAGGUGUAUAUAUUUUCGUUUUUGUGUUUACUUAUAGGAAAAAUAGAUUAGAUGUAGUAGUUUGUAGUUGUUGUUAAUCACGUCAAAGACGAUGUAACCCAG
Molecule: messenger RNA, 2311 nt
Organism: Nezara viridula (southern green stink bug)
Lineage: Eukaryota; Metazoa; Arthropoda; Insecta; Hemiptera; Pentatomidae
Source: the annotation of a GenBank genome assembly